Messenger RNA from Mauremys reevesii (Reeves's turtle), 4834 nucleotides. It is a transcript of the gene PROS1, whose product is annotated as protein S. The transcript is spliced from 16 exons. Gene Ontology annotation, cellular component: extracellular region. Lineage: Eukaryota; Metazoa; Chordata; Testudines; Geoemydidae. Gene Ontology annotation, molecular function: calcium ion binding. The coding region runs from base 161 to 2212 and encodes 683 amino acids. The record is from RefSeq and is a predicted model, not a curated record.
UGGAAUCUGGCACCAGAUCUCCUGCUGCUGCGGUGCUGCUAUUUCACAGAAGCUGCAGGCACACAGCGAAGCUGUGCUAACUAAGGCGACUUGUCUGUCCAUAUCUCCCCAGCGCCAGCCACACGUGCCUGGUAACCCCUUCCAGCUGCUUUCUGUGAGAAUGAGGCUGCUAGGCAGGCGCUGCGUCGCUUUCCACACUUGUUUGGUUGUGGUGAUUGCUCUCUCAGAGGCCAGGACAUUUUUGUCUCAGCAGUAUGCCUCCGAGUUCCUGGUUAGGAAACGUCGAGCCAAUUCUUUUAUGGAAGAAAGUAAGAAGGGAAAUUUAGAAAGAGAAUGCAUUGAAGAACUGUGCAAUAAAGAAGAAGCCAGAGAAAUAUUUGAAAAUAAUCCUGAAACGCACAAAUACCUUUCAGAAUAUUUUUACCCCAAAUAUUUAACCUGCCUCGGCUCCCAUCGAGCAGGGAUUUUCAGGAUUCCUGAUGUUACUUCAGGUUCCUCAACUGACCUGAGAACCUGUGUGAAAGAAAUUUCAAACCAAUGUAGCCCUCUGCCAUGCAAUGAAGAUGGAUAUAUGGAAUGCAUUGAUGGGCAAGCCAGAUACACUUGUGUCUGUAAACCAGGCUGGCAAGGAGAGAGAUGUGAAGAAGAUAUAAAUGAAUGUGAAGAUCCAGCAAAUAAAAAUGGAGGUUGUAGCCACGGCUGUACUAAUUUUCCUGGAAGCUACCGCUGUUCCUGUGACAAUGGAUACUAUAUGCUUCCAAAUAAACAGGACUGCAAAGACCGGGAUGAAUGUACGAUACAUCCAAACAUCUGUGGGACAGCACAGUGCAAGAACAACCCUGGCAAAUAUAAAUGUGAAUGUGCGGAAGGCUACACAUAUAAUUCAACUUCAAAGAAUUGUGAAGAUGUGGAUGAAUGUGCUGAAAACACUUGUGCUCAAGAGUGUGUCAAUUCUCCAGGAAGCUAUGCCUGCUAUUGUGAUGGCAAGAAAGGGUUCAAGCUUUCUAAGGACAGGAAGCACUGUGAGGCUGUUCCAGUUUGUGUCCCUCUGAAUCUUGAAAAGAAUUAUGAAUUGCUUUACCUGGCAGAACAAUUUAUAGCGACCCCUGUGAUGUACUUAAGGUUUAGAUUGCCAGAAGUCACCAGAUUUUCAGCAGAAUUUGAUUUCCGGACAUAUGAUACAGAGGGUGUUAUUCUAUAUGCUGAAUCCUCUGACAACACAGCAUGGUUCUUGCUUGCUCUUCGUGAUGGGAAGAUAGAAAUUCAAUUCAAGAAUGAACUUGGAACAAAAGUCACCAGUGGUGGCAAAGCCAUUAAUGAUGGUCUGUGGCAUAUAGUCUCAGUGGAAGAAUUAGAACACAGUAUAAGUGUAAAAAUAGCAAAAGAAGCAGUGAUGAAUAUCAACAGCCCUAGAAGUCUGUUCAAACCAUCAAAUGGCUUCCUGGAAACUAAGGUGUACAUUUCAGGAUUACCUCGCAAAGUCGGCGACACCCUCAUUAAACCGCUUAACCCUCGACUAGAUGGGUGCAUUCGUGCCUGGAACCUGAUGAAUCAGGGAAGCUCAGGCAUAAAAGAAGUUAUUCAAGAAAAACAAAGCAAACACUGUUUAGUAACUGUGGGGAAAGGGUCCUAUUACCCUGGCACUGGCACGGCACAAUUUCAUAUAAACUAUAAUAAUUUUACCAAUGACAAAGAAUGGCUAAUUAACAUAACAUUGACUAUUCGCCCAUCCACAGGCACUGGUGUGAUGUUUGCCUUGGUCUCUGGCAAAACAGUGCCUCUUGCUUUGUCCAUAGUAGACGCCAACUCCCCUAACUCACAGGAAAUCAUUGUGACUAUUGAGAACGUUAUUGUUGCCCGGCUGGAGUCAGAGAGGUUGUGUACCUCCAAAAGAAUGCUGCUAGGACUCAGAGUAAACAAACAGCUGCUUGAACUGACUGACGAUUCACAAACACACAGCAUCAAUUCUGAGCAAGAGCAACAACUGUCCGUCCUGGAUCAAGUAAUGAAGGGACCUAUUGUUACCUACUUAGGUGGCAUUCCAGAUGUUCCUGUUGGUGCUACACUACUGACAGCCUUUUAUAAUGGCUGUAUGGAGGUAAAGGUCAAUGACGUACAGCUGGAUCUGGAUGAAGCCUUCUCUAAACACAAUGACAUUCGAUCCCACUCGUGCCCACUGAUUGCAAAUGAAAUGAAUGAAUUCUUAAACUAGCAUUCUCCCUUCAGAUAUAAUUUGCGUAAUGAGUCUCAUGUCAUAAUGAAACCUGUAUUAUUUUACUCAAGAUGUUCUGAGAAAAGAGUUCAGCUGGAGUGUUUCUAUCUACUUAAUGUAAUUUGGGAAGAUUAAAAAAAACCCACUUUUUUCAGUGAUAAAAGGACAUGAUGAAGACUAAAAUCCUGUGAAAAUGUUCUUAUCCAUUUCAGUGAUUAAAUCUAGCUUAAAGAUAUUAAGAUUUCUUUUGGGUAAAACCAUCUUUUUUUUCACCAUUGUUGCGGUUCCCUUUUUGUAUUUUACCCAGCUUGAAGAGUCAAAUCAGGCCAGUCUGGCUGUCACUCUUGGUUCUGAUGCUUUAGCACAAAGCUGUGGUGUUUGGGUGGCAAGUGCUACCAGCAGGUUUGAAUCUAAACAUUGUUUUCAUUUAACUUUCUAAAACAAAAUGUAUGAAAAUGUCUUAGAAGGUUUUGGAAAAUGUGUGCUUUGAAAAGUCUAAAGUUAUAGGCCCAAGGUCUCUGUCAGACUGCUGGAUCACAGCAUUAUUUUGGGGAGCAACAUCCAACCCCAAGCUUUGGUAAUGCUAGAAGCUAGGAUUAAUGUUGAGGCGGCUGCUUGUGUUAGGAAAGAAAUUCGUAAAGUGGCUUUGUAAUCCUUAUAAUGUACUGGACCAACUUUUCCACUCAAAGCCUCCUUUUAUAGGUACAUUUCAACUUGUGUUACACACUUUCACAGAACAUAUCAAAAUGGCAGAAAAUGAUAUUUGAUUACUCCUUGGGACAGACUAGCUUAGGGUUAACAUUAAUUCUUUCCAUGUUUUCCAUCAAGGAAUCCCAGCAUUGUACUUUGUUUGAUUCAGAGCUCCAUUAAGAGGGACUCACUGCCACACUUAAAAAAUAAUUCAGUACCAUGCUAUUAUCAGAAAACAAAGGCCAGCAGUUUUAUGCGGGUGAGUUGCACGGAUGAAGCACCAUCAGUCAGAGUUACAGGACACCAAAUUGGAAUUUACCAAAUGAAGCUAGAGGUCUCACUGGCAAACGAACAGACUUCCCCAUUCAUGAGGAAUCUCACAGUCCAGAGUUUCCUAGUCAUUCCUUCAUACAGAAAUCUGUCAAACUAGUUCUCUCCUCAGGCCAAUCCCUCAAAACUGGGGAUAAAAUCCCCAUCACUUCCGCUUCUGGGGACCUAUAGAGAGAGGGAUACAGCUGCGUUUGAAAGCCAUAUUUCAGCAAGAGUUGUUUAUUUACACGAAGCCCGAAAUUUUACAGCCAUGUCACGCUUAAAGCCAUAUCCGCUCUCAGCCAGAUUAACAAGGAAAGUUGAUUAAGGCAGGAAGGAAUGAGUUUUCUGGGAAGUAUCCAGUUCACACAUUUCUGGCUUCCUUAAUCUCCUCUGAGUGGGCUUUCCCUUCCCUGUCUCAUUUUCACACAAGCAGUAAUUCUGGCUGCUCUCGCAUUUUAGUCAAGCUGAACAAAUAAACAAAGGAGAGAACAGGCAUAAGCAGUGACUACCUUUCACCUCCAAUCACAAAACUAUUAUCUGUCAAAAUACCUGAAUUGGGGUUUGCUUCCUAGAGGUCUAAUUGUAAUAUAUUUGUUGCCCCAGGAGUAGAAAUUUACUUACCAAGAGAUGGAUCAUGCCAUCCUUACUCACUUUGAGAACUACUUUAAUUCCUCUGGGAAUCCCACUAAAAUAAACGGGUUUCCUUGUGGUGUGAGGUACUGCACAACAGAAACGUACCUCAAAGCAUAAAAUCUAGACCUAACUUUUCAACUGUAUUUUGUCGGCUGCUUUCCCACCUCCCUCUUUAACUUCACUUCUCACCCUGGCCUUACUAUAUAACACGAUGAGUAUAAUGGAUGAAUGUUUGCUAUGGUUUCCCAAGGAAGCCAGUCUCAGGUCCCUCACAGAGUUUGACUCGGCAGCAGUACUGCUGCUCACUGAUAAAAGGAAACCUUAAAGAUCACUUGAAGCAAGUCUCCAAUGGCUAAUCACCAGUCAGCUAAUGACCCACCACAGUGAAGUGGUAUCAUGAUGCAAAAUUGCUUAAGUUUCCAUCUCCUUUAAAUACUUAUGGAAAAAAUGCCAGCGCCCACUUACCUUAUUUGGACCCAAUUCAGUAAAGCACUUAAGCACAUGCUUAGGGCCAAUUGAAAUCAAUUUGAAUUACAUGCUGAAAUGAGGCUUUGGUGAAUCAGACAAUCUAAACAUGCCAUUAAAUAAUUACUGCAUUUGCAAUUUAGUAGCAACAACCCCAGAAACUCAAAUUGUCUUCAGGAAAGUAGAUCUUAUGCUUGUUCAGCUUCCUUGCCUUCCACAACAAUCAUAGAAACAUGAAAUAAGAAUGUCAACAUGACAGACCUUUAUGUCAACAUGUGUACAACACAAGAAAAAAAGUUUGGAUUUUUUGUUUUGUAAAUCCUAGAGAGAUAGGAAAUUAAGGAACAUAGGAUAUAGUUAAGUCACACAGGUUUCUGAUCUGGGCACAUAUCUGUACAGGAAACAAAAUACAGAUACUUUAGUGUAUUCUAGUCUUAUGUAAAGCUUUGUUGGAUUUUUGAAUGUGUAAGUGCCUCAAUGUUUUAAACAUGCAAUAAAGGAGAAUCUAGACGUUUCUUUUCA